AGCUAAACUGAACAUAUUUAAAUAAAUAAAUAUAUACAUAAAUGGCGGGCCGCGACACCUUGCAGCUACAUGUUGUGGCUGUCGUGGUAUCCGUCACCAUAUUAACCUUCUUUUUGUUCGGUCAAGUUGCGGAGGCAUCACGUGUGAUGAACUUGUGCUCUCACACCGCAUAUCCUUCUCUAUGCCAACCUCUGGUGAGACGUAUCACGAACCCAAGACGAGCCACGCACCGAACCAUCCAGGCCUUGGAGGCCAAGACCAAACUGGCUCUGGCUGAAGCGGCUAGGUACAAGAACGGUAACCAACCGAUCGCCACGUGUUACGCGACGCUUGGUGAUGCGGUUUACAAUCUGGCGAACGCGAGGAAAAGCAUAAGGAAACGUGAUGUGAUGGCGCUGAACACGUUCUUGACUGCGGCUGUGUCUGAUUAUGGUGUAUGUGUCGAAGGGUUUAUUGAUGCGAAUCAAGUUAAUACGGUCCAGAAUGUAGCGGUUGACUUGAGGAAAAUUAGUAGUAAUUGCUUGUCGUUGUCUACAUUGAUUUAGAUGAUUGAUUACAAAUAACAUUCAUUCAUUUUUUU
Molecule: messenger RNA, 580 nt
Organism: Raphanus sativus (radish)
Lineage: Eukaryota; Viridiplantae; Streptophyta; Magnoliopsida; Brassicales; Brassicaceae
Product: pectinesterase inhibitor 3-like
Exons: 1
Coding region: 42-545 (167 amino acids)
Molecular function (GO): enzyme inhibitor activity
Source: RefSeq, a predicted model, not a curated record